Rhinichthys klamathensis goyatoka is the source of this 1059-nucleotide messenger RNA. It is a transcript of the gene arf1, whose product is annotated as ADP-ribosylation factor 1. NCBI's taxonomy places the organism in Eukaryota, Metazoa, Chordata, Actinopteri, Cypriniformes, Leuciscidae. The record is from RefSeq and is a predicted model, not a curated record. Gene Ontology annotation, molecular function: GTPase activity; GTP binding. The transcript is spliced from 5 exons. Gene Ontology annotation, cellular component: plasma membrane; cytoplasm. The coding region runs from base 121 to 663 and encodes 180 amino acids. Gene Ontology annotation, biological process: vesicle-mediated transport; intracellular protein transport.
GACGGAAGUGAUGCAAGACGCACUGACGUGGCCGGAAACCCGCCAUCUUGAGGGAGGAAACGCCUCGAAGUUGAGGAAACUUGAACUUUUCAGCGGAGUGAAAAAAAGCAUCUCUCAAACAUGGGCAACCUAUUUGCAAACCUCUUUAAAGUCUUUGGCAAGAAAGAGAUGCGGAUUCUUAUGGUGGGUCUUGAUGCUGCUGGAAAGACAACGAUUUUGUACAAGCUGAAGCUGGGAGAAAUUGUUACCACCAUCCCAACUAUCGGCUUUAACGUUGAAACUGUCGAGUACAAGAAUAUAAGUUUCACAGUUUGGGACGUCGGUGGUCAAGAUAAGAUUCGACCAUUGUGGCGUCAUUAUUUCCAGAACACACAAGGUCUAAUCUUUGUGGUUGACAGCAAUGACAGAGAGCGUGUGAAUGAAGCGCGAGAGGAGCUGAUGAGAAUGUUGGCCGAGGACGAGCUCAGGGAAGCAGUCCUGCUAGUGUUUGCCAACAAACAGGAUCUACCGAACGCCAUGAACGCUGCGGAAAUCACGGACAAGCUGGGGCUGCAUUCGCUCCGGCACAGGAACUGGUACAUUCAGGCCACGUGCGCCACGAGCGGCGACGGCCUCUAUGAAGGACUCGAUUGGUUGUCCAACCAACUGAAAAACCACAAAUAAUGACCUCACUGUUCUGCUCUUCCUUAGUUUCAUAUUCUCGACACUCGCUUUACUCUUGUUUUUAAACCGACGGUGCUGGAAGCUGCGCUCAUUUCAAAUACAGCGAGAAAAAGUGUUACUCACUUUAAUGUAAAUAGUUUUUUUGUUGUGAGGCAGCUUUUUUGACCACCAUUAUGCAAACUAGAUUUAGUCCUUCAUUGUUUUUUUCUCCCCACAUUCUUUCUGUUUGAGUCAUUGGAAAGAGUUUGAAGAACGUCAGUCCUGUAAACUCUGUCAGGUCUCAUUUGAAUCUUGCACAUGUAUUAUUUUAUUGUGCUUAUAAUAAGACUCUUUUAGAUGUACUGUAAACGAAACUGUAUUGUUUGUCUUGAACUGAGUAAAGGAAAUCAAACAUUA